This is a messenger RNA of Lepus europaeus (European hare), 4851 nucleotides long. RefSeq names its product clathrin heavy chain linker domain containing 1 (gene CLHC1). Gene Ontology annotation, biological process: receptor-mediated endocytosis. The transcript has 12 exons. Gene Ontology annotation, cellular component: clathrin complex. The coding region runs from base 728 to 2485 and encodes 585 amino acids. Lineage: Eukaryota; Metazoa; Chordata; Mammalia; Lagomorpha; Leporidae. The record is from RefSeq and is a predicted model, not a curated record. Gene Ontology annotation, molecular function: clathrin light chain binding.
AGGGACGCCGGGCGGGAAAGCGCCUUCACCCACUCACAGAGGCAGCUGUCUGCCAGUGGAUCCCUGGGCUUCCAGGGGAGGACAGCCUUGGGGCCGAGUCCAGGCAAAGGGAAAACUAGGAAGUCCUAAAAACCUCUGCCGUCAGCCCCUGCGUUUCUUAGCCUCAGGAAGAUUCUGGCUUUUGCACCACUCUUUGAAACGGUUUAAUCUGCUGAGAAUCUCUGUAGUUUUCAAACGGUGUUUUAUCUUGGGCCCUCCUCCGCUGCUUCCCCAAGCUCAUUAGGGAGCUGGAUGAAGUGGAGCAGCCGCGACUGGAACCAGAGCGCAAAGCGGAUGCACCAGGCGCAGGCGGGGGCCCACCCCUCCUGCGCUUCAACGCCGGCCCCUGUGGUUUUCAGCUGUUAACUCGAGGACAUGGCAAAGAAGCCUGCAGAAUGGUUAUUUGGUUACAGAAUUUCUAAGUUUGGACGUUGAGAGAGUUGGUGAAGGCCCUGAGAGGAUGCCCGAAUAGGUUCUGAGCCCGAAUAGGGUGCUCUCGGGCCAGGCAGGCCAAGUGGGAGCCGCUGGGUCCUCCCGGCCUUUUCUCCCUUGCGCAAACCAGUUUUGCUAGUGUGCUUAGUGUCUUCUGCGUGAGGAGCUGUACUUGGCUUAUCACAGUUUUACUUUAUUGCAAAAGCAGUUCACGAUUUAAAGUUUCUCUGGUGAACAAGUGUGCGGAUUGUGACUUAUGUCAGUCCAAGAAAUAAAUAAACAUGCAGUUCUCCCUCCUAUCAUUAGUAGCAGUGACAAGGAAUUUUUGGAAAAUAUGCAAAGAUACAUAAUUACAGAAACGGAGAGAGUGGGCUGUAAUGAGGAAGGACCUGCUGAUGAGUAUUACAUCAUAUACCGCAAUGUUUUUGAUAAGGUAAUAGAAUAUGUUACUGCAUACAAAUCCAUUCUUACUUCAAUCAAAAAAGAAUAUGAUGCCUUUGUUGAGACAAUAAAGAAAGGCCGAAGAACUACAUUUUUUCUUCAUGGAAGAGUUAAAGUUUUGGCAGCAGGGCCCACAGCUUUCGUGUAUCACAAGAGAAGAAUUACACAACUUGAAGCAAAGAUGAGAAUUAUUGAAAACAAUUCCUCAAAAAUCCAAUUGGAAAUAGAUCAGAUUAAACAGCUUAGGGAAGAGUAUUAUUCAAAAGAAAUACCAUAUUGCACUUUCUCUAAAGAUCCAUCAACACGUAUUCCAGGCAUGACACUCCGAGAGUCUGUCAGUCUAGAUGCACUCACUAAGCACAUGAAAUAUCUUGAAAAAAAAUAUGAAGAAAUGAAGCAGGAUAUGUCAAUAAAAUAUAUACCAGUUCAGAGGAAGGCUGAUUUAGAUGAAGAAAUGAUUAUGCUACUAAAACGGCGAGAUAUAGCUGAAAAUCUGAACAAAGAAUUACAGUUUAGUCAUCAAAGACUGCAGAUUAUUUCCUAUGCAUUUUCUUUAUGGGUGAAAUCUGAUAUGAGCAGCUCCUUUCCAGACUUUGUAGAGCAAAUUCAGAAAACCAAAGAUUUGCAUGAUGACCAAGCCAUUGCUGAGGAACUGCUUGAAGAUGAUCCAAGCCAGGCCAAAGAAGCAGAGAUUGUGCUUUACUACAUUGAAAGGUUCAAUGAAUUAAUCUCACUUGGUGAAUAUGAAAAGGCAGCUUGUUUUACAGCAAACAGUCCUAGAAGAAUUCUUCGAAACACUGGUACAAUGGAUAAAUUUAAGGCUGUUGGGAAAAUUAGAGGAAAGCCUCUUCCAUUACUCCUAUUUUUUGAGGCUGUGUUUAGCACAAGUCAUGCUUUUAGACAGCCUAUUGAUGCGGAACUAACCCUGGAAGGAAUCAAAUGUGGAUUAUCAGAAAAACGGCUGGAUUUGGUUAUCAAUUGGGUCACCCAGGAAAAGCUGACAUUCUCUGAGAAGGCUGGGGAUGUGAUUUGUGAUUAUGGAGAGCAGGAUACUUAUAACAAAUCCAAGUGCUUGGCUUUAGCUCAGAUUAUCUACAGUGAAUGUGACCUGCACAAGAAAGUUCUACUCUGCCUGUGUAAACAGGGUCAGGUUCAUAGGGCCAUGGAAUAUAUACAAUUCAAGGACUUUACUUCUGAUGACCUGAUACAGCUAAUAACAUUAUGUCCCCAAACUGAAUUAAUUCAAUGUCUCACUAAAGAAUGGAAUGGGAAACCACCAUCUUUAUCUUUUUGUCUUGCCGUACUUCAUCUAUUCUCUGUAGACAUGAAAAAGGUUGGGAUUAAGCUACUUCAAGAAAUAAAUGCAGGUGGGAAAGCUGCUGUUGAACAUCUUGUGAUAAGUGAUUCCUUUUGCUCUCUAGAAACGUGGCAAGCAAUGGCAAAUAUAUGUUUACAAAAUGGCUUUGACAAGUUAUGUAAUGACAUCAUGUCCAUCCUUCGAUCUCAGGCUGGAGUGACAGAAAUUUCUGAAGAGGAUGAUACAGUCAAUUUAAUGGAACAUGUUUUUUGGUAGUUCUGUAUCUUCACCAGUUGAGGGAGCUUGUAUAACAUUUUAUGUAUGUUGGUUGGGCAAACUGGUUUGGCAUAACUCACUUUUAAAUAAAUUUAGAGUAUGAAAAUCUCAGAAAUAACACUUUGUCAUUGACGACAUUUAGAUUUGUCCUUGAAAACAUUCCUUUACCCUAUGUGGUCAUUUCUUAUACUUAAUCUUGCUAAAAUCUAGGAAUGUAACUGUGUAAAACAUGGUAGGCAUUUUUAUCUAAAUGCCUAAGCUAAUGUUCAGAUACAUUCCUUUCUGAUAAUCUAAUUUGAUAGCAAAAACUGAAGAAGUUAUGGGAAGUAUCCUUUCAGACUGUUUUCCUAAGUAUCAAGUGCUACAAACCUGACUUGACAAGAAAAACAGGAUGUCAUUUCAAGGUUGAAUCCUCUAGCAAAACCCUAUAGAGUAUAGUAGUAACUUUAAAUUGCUGGUUUAAAAACAUACCCCAUGCUUUGCCAUAGAUAAAUAUGACAAAGAUUAGGUUUCUACAUAGAAUUUGGGAAUGUUCUUAUUUAGUAAGACCAACCAACUUUUGCACAGAAAGACUUGGGAUUUCUGUAGGUACUGAAAAUAUAAUACAAAGGGCCGGCGCUGUGGUAUAGCAGGUAAAGCCACUGCCUAUAUUGCCGGCAUCCCAUAUGGGCACAGUUUCAAGUCCUGGCUGCUCCACUUCCAAUCCAGCUCUCUGCUAUGGCCCAAGUCCUCAGGCCCUUGCACGUGCCUGGGGGACCCAGAAGAAGCUCCUGGCUCCUGGCUUCAGAUUGGCACAGCUCCAGUCAUUGCAGCUAUCUGGGGAGUGAACCAGCCGACAGAAGACCUCUCUCUCUGUCUCUCUGCCUUUCUGUAACUCUGCCUUUCAAAUAAAUAAGAGAAAAUCUUAAAAAAGAGAAAAUGUAUCAUAGGAAGUGAUUUUGUAUGAUUUAAAUUGUUCAAAUAAGUAUUGAAAGUUCAGAGAUCUUUGCCAUGGGCAUAUAUGGUACUAAAAAUAUUGAAUAAUCAGUAUGGCAUGGGUACCAAUCAAGCUGAGCAGGUAGCUAAAUAAUCAGAACAGCUUUCAGCCCUUACACCACACCAGAGCAUACCAACCGUAGGACAACCUUGACCAUGCAUAUGGUAACAAUGAGCUACUGCUACAUAGAGGAAGAGGAAAGAGCACAAGUCCUUCUAACUUCAGAUUGAUUUUUUAAAAAGAUUCACUUAUAUAUUUUUAAGUCAGAGAGAGGGGGUCUUCCAUCUACUGUUUCACUCCCCAAAUGGCUGCAGCCAGGAGCCAAGAGCUUCAUCCAGAUCCCCCACAUGGGUGGCAGGGGCCCAAACAUUUAGGCCAUCUUCCGCUGCAUUUCCCAGGCCAUUAUCAGGGAGCUGGUUCGGAAAUGGAGCAGCUGGGACAUAGUGGACACUCACAUGGGAUACCAGCAUUGCAGGUGGUGGCCUCACCCACUGCUCCACAGUACCAGCCCCUGCAUGCUGCUUUUUAUUUUCUAGUAGAAAGAAUGUGAACUUGGAGUCAGACAGCCUUGUAUUACUUUUUUUUUUUUUUUUUUGAAAGGCAGAGUUUCAGAGAGGCAGAGACAGAGAAAGUGAAGUUUUCCAUCCACUGGUUCACUCCCCAAAUAGCUACAAUGGCCAGAGAUAAGCCAGACCGAGCCAGGAGCUUCUUCUGGGUCUCCCACGCAGAUGCAGGGGCCCAAGGACUUAGAACAUCUUCUACUGCUUUCCCAGGCCACAAUAGGUAGCUGAAUCAGAAGUGGAGCAGCUGUGACUUGAACCAAAUGCCCGUAUGGGAUGCUGGCACUGCAGAUGGCAACUUUACCUGCUACGCCACAGCGCCAGCCCUUUGUAUUACAAUUUUGGCCCUACCUGUUAUUCUUUUGUAAAAUAUGGGCAAUGAUACCUCCCCUUUGUGUGGUGUGAGGAUUAAUGACAAUAUAUGUAUAGUGUAAAUGUGUAACAUUAUAGGUGGAACUUCACAGAUAUGAGCUAUUGUUUCCAUGUGAUAGAUUCCACAAACACGGAUUUCUCUACUUAGUUUAUGCUUACUAAAUCCUGUGUUUCUGUCUAUUUGUAUUAUAGGAUUAUCCUUUUUGGGAGUAUGAUAUGUUAGUAUAACUUAUUGCAUAUGUAAGCUGUUUGUUCAUGCUCAUGUUAUAGUUGCCUGGCUUAUUUUAUAAAUUCAGAAGUACAUUGGCUGUUUGAAAUUUUUCCAUAUACUCAGAGUAGUAAACAAUAUACUGACUAAUUACAAUUCAGUUUCCUGAAACCUAAGUAUUUUUACUAAAAUGAUACAUACACAAGUUUAAAAACCAAUAUAUUACUAAAAGGACUUGUAGUGACUCAUA